AUGGGGAACUGUAUUAGCGAAGAUGCACAGAAAGGCCAUAAAGACUUUCUCAAGAACGUGAAAUCUGAUCCCGAAAAGCAAGUGACUUCAUUUCGAGUUUAUCUACACAGAAGGAACAAGUUCAUCCACGCCUGGUUGCGAGUUUCUGCCGAUGAUGUUAUACUGGAACGGUCGAAAGCGGAUGUUGUAGUGUGGCCUUUACAAUUCCUUCGUCGUUAUGGAUAUACAUCUGCAGGUGUGUUUUUUUUCGAAAGUGGUCGACGAUGUCCCACAGGAGAGGGUUUACAUACAUUCCAAAGCCAAAAUGCUGACGCCAUAUUUCAAGUAAGAAAGCCUUUUUUCUCCGGAUUUCGAUGUACCGUUGUUCUUGACUAUUGUCACCAAAUGUUUCUUGUUGUUCAAAAUAAGUUCGAUAUCCCGAGGAAUUCAGUUACUAACGGCUCUUGUCCAUCGGUUGUCAUUCAUUACGCAUUACGUGUCCUGCCGAGCUUGUCUUCCACUGUUUCGCGUACAGAAUGGCAUCUUUGA
Molecule: messenger RNA, 528 nt
Organism: Angiostrongylus costaricensis
Lineage: Eukaryota; Metazoa; Nematoda; Chromadorea; Rhabditida; Metastrongylidae
Source: the annotation of a GenBank genome assembly